GACUUGCGCGCAAGGUAGAAGUGCGCUUUCCAGUAUCCGUGCGUCGACGGACCGAGAGAGAGAAAAGUCAUCAGUGGAGGAAGAUAGGGCGGACGUGUUGCAUCGUAGAAGCAACGUUCUCGUGCGCCCGUAGAAGACAAAUCAGAAAGGGACGAUUGAACGAGAGGGUUGCCCACAACGAACGAUUCGCGAACAAUUAAAUUCUCGAUCCUGUUUACGAAGAAAAGGAGAAAAACAAGAAAGAAAGGAAGACGAGCAAUAUAGGAAUACAAGAAGAGAAGAAAACAUAAUCAAAUAAUCGAUUAUUUGAGGAGAGGAAGAAGGAGACUCUUCGUUAUCUCUAUUUGUCAUUUGCCUAUUUACUUCAGUUGUUGCAUCUAAUUUUCUUUCUUUCUUUCUUCGGUGAGCGAUCGGUUCGCCGAUCUCCUUAAACGUUCUACCGGAUACGGCCAAUGAAGGCACGUAAGAGUCGCGAGAAACAGGGAGAACUUGAAGAACUCGGGGGCGUUUUAGGGGGUUCUGGAGGUGGCACCUUAGCAUUGGGCGGACGCCACAAGCCUGAGGAAUUGGCCACCUUGGCAGCCAACACGAGAUUUUCAAGAAAGGAAAUACAAUUGAUUUAUCGGGGAUUCAAACAAGAGUGUCCUACUGGUUUGGUCGACGAGGAAGCUUUCAAACAAAUCUUCUCGCAAUUUUUUCCACAGGGAGAUGCCAGUCAAUACGCUCAUUACGUGUUCAACACCAUGAAGAGGAAACAUUCUGGUAAAAUAAGUUUUGAGGAAUUUCUAACAAUUUUAUCCAAAGUAUCUCGAGGAUCGGUGGAGGAAAAAUUACAAUGGGUUUUUGGAUUAUACGACUUGGACGGUGACGGAUUGAUACGCAAGGAAGAAAUGUUGGAUGUCGUUGGAUCGAUUUAUGAGAUGUUGGGUCGUUAUACUCAGCCACAAAUAGUCGAGCCGCAUUUGGCAGCACGUGAACACGUCGAUCGUAUAUUUCACCUAAUGGACGCGAAUAAGGAUGGCGUGGUGACUAUCGAGGAAUUGGUGCAAUGGUGUUCUAAAGACGAGCAAUUAUUACGAAGUCUCGACACUCUUGAUACAGUCUUGUGAGAGUUUAAAAUUACUUUCUUAUAUUAUCUAUUAAUUUAUCAAAAGCUUUCUUUUUAUUUACUCUAGCGAUCGAUACUGUUACUAAGCGUAUGAAGAGAAUUUCAUGAGUUCUAUUUGUGGAAGACGACCAUUCAAUAUAUCUUUUCAAUUCUGAUUCAAAUCUUUGAUCUCUUUUUCUUACAAAUUAAAAACAAAAAAACAAUCGUGAUUUUUCACUUAAUUAUUGACAUGCAUGAAGAAUAUAUAAAGUAAUAUAAAAUAAUUAGAAGAUUAAGCGUAGAAGGAAAGAGAAAAAAAAAAUGUAUAUUUUGAAAGACCAGGGUGAUGUAUAAACAGGACCGUUUGAGAGGCUUUUAAAUCACUCAUGGGUUUCGAAUGUUUCCAAAAAACAAUACCGUUGGUCAAACGCAUACAACGGUAUGCAACGUCUUCUGAAAACGACAUUCUGUAAAAAAUAUUUCUCAAAGAGCGUUUGUAAAUAUGUAUGUAUCUACCCUACCUACCCAGUCUUUCAACCGUGCCACGUGUCAGAGUACGAUAAUCGACAUUAUCGAAACUUUAAGCGGACAUGUUCAAAUAGCGUAUGUCACUUACUUGUAAUUUUAGUGCGAUAUAGGAAACUACAUUUAAAUCCUUAACGUAACUUCCACGAUUCACGAUUACCGAUGGCAAUUUAAAAUAGAUCGAUUUCUUCGAACUUUACUUUUAACGACUGUGUCGUCAAAUUUAUUUCUUAAUUAAAUUAUAAUUGAUUGAUAUUAUUGAUAAUGUUAUGAUAAUGUUAAUGUUUUUUCUCAUUCUUUUUCGAAUUUUCAUCGAGUUCGAGAUAAAUUAUUAUUUAGAUUUAUGCACAUCGAUUUACGAACUUACGAUUUUUGUACUUUUUCAUAACAUUAAACUUAUACAUUUAAAGAUUUGAAAUGACUGUUCUGAUACAUAAAUCGUAACAAAAUAAUAAACAGAAAAAGAAGAAUAAACGCGAAAAGAUUUUGAUAUUUAUAAAAAAAAAAACGUUAAGAGUGGAAGUACGUAAAUAUCAAAGUGCUGAUUUCGCCGAAGAUAAUCUUAGUAAUAAAUGAUAGUAAAACCACACAUAUACACACACGCACGCACAAACUCACACAAACAAAAAAAUUGAGUAAAAGGAAAUUAGAUUUUUUCGAUGGAACAUUAUUCCUGGGGCCUUUUAAAAGUUAAUUAUGCUCGCUAAAAAAAUAAAUAUAAAAAAAUCUUUAUCGUUCGUAUUAAAAAACAAAUAAAAUCUUUAAAAGAAAUUCUCCGUGAUUAUACUUAAACGGAUUUUAAAACAGUAUUUAUCUUUCUCUUAUUGAUAAGUGAUUUUAUUCAAUAUUAUGAACCAAUUAGCGGGCAUAUGAUUUUAUCCAAAGGAUAAAAAAGACAAAAAAAAGAGAAGAGGCAUCUUAACGAAGAAAUGAUUAUUAAAUGUGAGAUUACAUCCUUAAAAAUAUUUCGAAUAAAAUUCGUAUUAACGUAAAUUGCUAUUCAAAUAUCACGUUGGGUGUCUCGCGUUGAUAAUUUCCAAUAUUAAUAAUUAUAUAUUGUAUAGUACCUUGGUAGUCUCGACCAAAUGAAUGAAGCGUUAGUUGAAACGAGCUAACGCCUCGCGUGAUUCUCCUGUACCUUAUUAUUUAAUUAUAAAUUUUAACAUAUACGAUCUAUUAAUAUUAUGAACAAUGUUUAUUAUAUUAUCGAUAUAAAUAGUUCUAUCGAUGCCAUGAUCUAUCACACUUGUUGUUUCUAAUUGAUUGCGUCAAAAUUAUAAGAAAGACUUGAAUUUAUUUACAGCUUUCAUAUAAAAAAAUUUAAUGAUUAAUUAGGAUAAACAUUUAAACCAAUUCUUAUGCAUAUAUAAAUACGAUUGUUGACGAUUCGAAUCCAGAUAAUUGCAUUUGUCAACUUUACUAAUUUUAUUUGUACUUCAAUUUUGUUGAAGAUAAUUAACCAAUGCAUUGUUGUCGUUUAAUUAAUAUUAAAAAUAUAUAUAAAACUGUAAAGAAAAAAGGUUGAAUAUUUUCUUCAGUGGAAUCAAUUAGAAACACUGUGCAUAAUUUAUAAUAUACGAUUUGUGAAAUAAUGCGAUAUAUCAAAUAUCAAUAAAUAUAUCGCAAAUAUGUUGAACGAAGUUAAAUAAGUUUAUAAGAAGAAAAAGAGUUCUAUAUAUAUGAUAUAUUAAAUACGCAGAGUAUUACAUAUUUUUACUGUUUUUUUGUUUUUUGCUGACCAAACUAACGAAAAUUAUUUUUACGGCAUUCAUUUGAAUCCAGAUAAUUGCAUUUGUUGAUUUUACCAGCUUUACUUGUGGUUACAUUUUGUAAAAUUAGUUUGAGUAAUUGUCUCUCUCUCUCUCUCUCUCUCUCUCUCUCUCUCUCUCUCUCUCUCUCUCUCACUCUGAAGAAUAUCUUGUAAUUUUUUAUUUCAUUUUCAUUACAACAUUUGUAACAUUUUUCGUACGCCUCUCAAAGAUAUGUAAAUAAUCAAUAAUGUUAUUACAAAUUCAUACAGAUCGGUGCAUAAAAACUUUUCUAUUGUAAUAUACUUAUCAACUUUACAAACAAAACUUAACGUAUGUCCGUUUGUUCAAAAAGCAAUUUACUUAUCCACAUAGACUCUGAUAAUUCUCUACAAGCGAUGUUCGCCAUUUUAUCUUGCAAAAUUUCCGUACUUUUAGGCCACAUUUUACAAUUUCUAAUAGCUUAUAGACAAUUUCAAUGUAUUCCCGAAUGUUCAAUACGAAGGUGCAUGUUCAUUUAAACAGAAACAUCCAAGGAAUUUCAAAUAUCUGCCUUUAGACUUAAUUAUACAAAUAAUUGUCAUUCAUAGUAAACAAAAAAUUGAUCUUUUUGCUCGAGUAUUAAAAGAAUAUUAUAUAAUAUGAUAAACA
Polistes canadensis is the source of this 4011-nucleotide messenger RNA. Its product is annotated as Kv channel-interacting protein 2-like. The record is from RefSeq and is a predicted model, not a curated record. The transcript has 5 exons. Bases 453 to 1109 code for a protein of 218 amino acids. NCBI's taxonomy places the organism in Eukaryota, Metazoa, Arthropoda, Insecta, Hymenoptera, Vespidae. Gene Ontology annotation, molecular function: calcium ion binding.